AUGCGCAUAAAUUGGGAGCAUAUUGGUCAACAAGCACUCAAUAGUGUUGUCUCUGCUCUUCCCAGUCUUCUUAUUGGUGCUGUUAGCAUAUUUGGCAAACGUGAAGCAACUGAUGCUCGUGCUGGUCUUGCUGAUGUUCUUUCAUUGUUUGAUAAACUUUCAUUGGAUCAAUUCAUUCCACAAAUUCAUCAAUUCUUGAGCAAUGACAAAUUCCAACAAUUACAACAACAAUUCUUCAGCACUGUUCUUUCAGCUGCUGGUAACCAUUGGAGUUUAGCCAAUGUAGCUCAAGCUAUUCAACAACUUGUUACUCAAUUUGUACCUGAAGUUUCUCAAAUGCGCAUAAAUUGGGAGCAUAUUGGUCAACAAGCACUCAAUAGUGUUGUCUCUGCUCUUCCCAGUCUUCUUAUUGGUGCUGUAAGCAUAUUUGGCAAACGUGAAACAACUGAUGCUCGUGCUGGUCUUGCUGAUGUUCUUUCAUUGUUUGAUAAACUUUCAUUGGAUCAAUUCGUUCCACAAAUUCAUCAAUUCUUGAGCAAUGACAAAUUCCAUCAAUUACAACAACAAUUCUUCAACACUAUUCUUUCAGCUGUUGGUAAUCAUUGGAGUUUAGCCAAUGUAGCUCAAGCUAUUCAACAACUUGUUACUCAAUUUGUACCUGAAGUUUCGCAAAUGCGCAUAAAUUGGGAACAUAUUGGUCAACAAGCACUUAGUGGUGUUGUCUCUGCUCUUCCCGGUCUUCUUAUUGGUGCUGUAAGUUUGUUUGGAAAGCGUGAACUUCGUGGGAGCUAUCAAGAAUUGUUGGGUCAAUUGUCAAUUGAUAAACUUGCUCAAAUUGUACAAGUUGUAAACAAUGCUGAGAAAUCUACAGUUUUCGGUCAAGUACGAAAUCUCCUUCAAAAAUUGUUUGCGUCAUACAAGGGUCGUGUGAAUUUUGAUGAUCUGGCUUCAAAUAUAAUCAAUCAUCUUAACCAACUUUUGCCUACACUCAGCCAAUCAAUUUUUUCUGUUUUCUCGGGUUAA
Messenger RNA from Rotaria sp. Silwood2, 1023 nucleotides. The record is from the annotation of a GenBank genome assembly. NCBI's taxonomy places the organism in Eukaryota, Metazoa, Rotifera, Eurotatoria, Philodinida, Philodinidae.